CUGUUUCUAUGCUGAGCUCUGCGCUGAACAGUACUGUUCUCCUCUCCCUUUGUUAGAUUCUUUUCCUUUUCCUUCUUUUGAUUUAUUUAUGUAGCAGUAGUUGUUUUCAAGUUAAAGAGAGACCCACUUAUCAAAUUUAACUAGGUUUGGACUUGUUUUUGUUUUUGAAGUUGUGGCCUUGUUCUUGUUUCUUUUUUAUUUUAUUUUUAAUUACCAUAGUUCUUGCCCAUAAUAAGCCAUGAAAGAAUGGCUAAUUUUAACUUUAAUCCGGGAAGUCUUUGAUUCUCCUAUGAUGCUUUAAACUUCAAGUUGCUUGUGUUUUGAGCAACUUUUAAUGUUGCAAAAAUAAAAUAAAAUUGUCAAUACCUCAUUUGGGUAGGUGCCAUUUUGUGUUGUGAUGAUUGCUUUAGGUAAGUGAUGAAUUUGGUAUUUGGGUUUUGAGGGGUUUCGACAAUUAAAGUUUGGUUCUUUGAGUUUUGAGUUAGAAUGGAGGAGGUUGAGGAGGUACACAAGGCAGCUAUUGAGAGCUGCAAUAGAGUUAUUGGCCUUUUGUGUCAGGAAAAAGAUCAAGUCCAGGGUAGGAACUUAAUGGUGGAAACUAGAGAGACUGUGUUUAAGUUUAAGAGAUUUAUAUCUCUUUUAAGCACUGGUUUAGGUCAUGGAAGAGUAAGAAAGAUGAAGAAGCUUAGACCAUCUUUGCCCCAAAACAUCUUCCUAGAUAGUCCUAAUUGCAAUACAAUUUUAUCGCCAAAACCUCUUCAAAUGGUGCCUCCUAAUUUUCUUGAAACCCCACUUACUGACAUAGAUGCUAAGUCUAAACCUUCUAUCCAAAUUUCCCAGAAAAUGCUUCUUGAAAACCCAGUACUUGAGUUGAACUCAAAUAUCAGGCCCCCUGUGCAAAUUAUGCAAACAAAACCACCACAAAACUUCCAGCUUCUCCAACAGCAUCGGCAGAUACAGAGGAUGCACUUUCAGCAGCUGCAACAAAUGAAUUAUCAGGCUGAUAGGGUGUAUUCUAGGAGUAAUGGUGGGAUAAACCUUAAAUUUGAUGGGUCUACUUGCACACCAACCAUGUCAUCCACAAGAUCAUUCAUGUCAUCUCUAAGCAUGGAUGGUGCUGUGUCUAAUUUUGAUGGAGACUCUUUCCAUUUGAUUGGUAUGCCUCACUCAUCUGAUCACAUCUCACAACAAACAAGGAGGAGGUGUUCUGGUAGAGGAGAAGAUGGGAAUGCCAAAUGUUCUAGUAGUGGUAGAUGCCAUUGUUCAAAGAGGAGGAAACUGAGGGUGAAGAGAUCUAUCAAAGUUCCUGCAAUUAGCAACAAGGUGGCACAUAUUCCUCCUGAUGAGUAUUCGUGGGCGAAGUAUGGGCAAAAGCCAAUUAAAGGCUCUCCGCAUCCUAGGGGAUACUAUAAAUGUAGCAGUCUGAGGGGUUGCCCGGCAAGGAAGCACGUUGAGAGAUGCCUGGAAGACCCUUCAAUGCUAAUUGUAACCUAUGAAGGUGAGCAUAACCAUUCCAGGUUGAUCUCAUCACAGUCUGCGCAUACAUGAAACAUAGUGGAUAUCUUCAUUGUUUACAAAUCCAACCAGAACCAUCUGGAGUUUCUUUGUGAAUUACUACUGUAAAUAACAUGUGGUUCAAAGGUGAGAUGGGAUUUGAUGGAACAAACUGUCAUUAGUUGACCGGUUUUCCAAGUAUUAAGCUUUUCGGUGAGUCUGGUUUGAACUGCUCUUAUAUAGGAUAGGGAUUACAAAUUGUAAACUUGUAAUCCCUUAAAACCAAGUUGUAUUUUUUAUCAUUCUAUUUGCAAAUCAAAGGUUGUUUUUGUACUA
Messenger RNA from Populus euphratica (Euphrates poplar), 1830 nucleotides. Its product is annotated as probable WRKY transcription factor 74. The record is from RefSeq and is a predicted model, not a curated record. Lineage: Eukaryota; Viridiplantae; Streptophyta; Magnoliopsida; Malpighiales; Salicaceae. The transcript is spliced from 3 exons. Gene Ontology annotation, biological process: regulation of DNA-templated transcription. The coding region runs from base 487 to 1548 and encodes 353 amino acids. Gene Ontology annotation, molecular function: sequence-specific DNA binding; DNA-binding transcription factor activity.